Molecule: messenger RNA, 7343 nt
Organism: Nerophis lumbriciformis (worm pipefish)
Lineage: Eukaryota; Metazoa; Chordata; Actinopteri; Syngnathiformes; Syngnathidae
Gene: trpm1b
Product: transient receptor potential cation channel, subfamily M, member 1b
Biological process (GO): metal ion transport; protein tetramerization; monoatomic cation transmembrane transport
Cellular component (GO): plasma membrane
Molecular function (GO): calcium channel activity
Source: RefSeq, a predicted model, not a curated record
AGAUUUUGGACAAAUUGGGAGAUUAGGGGCCGCUUAUCAGAGUAGAUUUAUUGUGCCUUGUUCAAGGCCAGGGUGAAAAUACCCUACGGGCUUGGGGAAGGGGGUCAUGGGACUCCCAAAAGGAUUACCUUGAACUGGAGUCAUGAGACUGAGGCGAACAAAGAGCCUGCUCACAUGCUCAUCAUAUUAGCCGGCCCUCAUAAAGUGAACAAGUGUCAUGUCCUGUGGGAUUCAGUCAGGCUGCAGCAGCAGCAGCAGCAGCAGCCCGCUGGCCAGCACGUCUUGAGAGGCAACUCUGCACGCUGGGACCCACCUGUCUAUGCCCAGCGAGCUUGGAUCGAGAGGACGUUUCUGAAGAGAGAAUGUGUUCACAUCUUCCCUACCAAGGACCCCACCAGAUGUGCAUGUGGUCAGCUGACUACGCAACACGUGGCCAUCCCUCCCGGCGCCAACUCUCUGGAGGAGGCUCACCAGCUAGUGCAGAUCGACACCCCGAAGGACAAAUGGAGCUUGAUCAAGCACACGAGGACCUACCCCACGGACGCCUUCGGUGUGAUCGAGUUCCAGGGCGGAGGGUUCAUCAACAAGGCCAUGUACAUCCGUGCCUCCUUCGACACAAAACCCGACAACCUGCUGCAUCUGAUGGUGAAGGACUGGCAGUUGGAGCUGCCCACCUUGCUCAUCUCCGUGCACGGGGGCCUCCAGAACUUCGACCUGCAGCCCAAACUCAAGCAGGUUUUCGGCAAAGGCCUGAUUAAAGCCGCCGUCACCACGGGCGCUUGGAUCUUCACUGGCGGGGUCAACACCGGUGUGAUCCGUCAUGUGGGAGACGCCUUAAAGGACCAUUCCUCCAAGUCCCGGGGGAAAGUGUGUGCAAUCGGCAUCGCCCCCUGGGGGAUCCUGGAGAACAAAGAGGACCUCAUCGGGAAGGACGUGACCAGACCCUACCAGACCAUGGCCAACCCUCUGAGCAAGCUGGCCGUGCUCAACAACAGCCACUCGCACUUCAUCCUGACCGACAACGGCACGUGCGGCAAGUAUGGCUCCGAGGUCAAACUGCGGCGCCUGUUGGAGAAGCACAUCUCGCUGCAGAAGAUCAACACCCGUUUGGGCCAGGGCGUGCCGCUGGUGUGUCUGAUCGUGGAAGGAGGCCCGAACGUUAUCUCCAUCGCCUUGGAGAGUCUGAGAGACGAGCCUCCCAUUCCGGUGGUGGUGUGUGAUGGCAGCGGGCGCGCCUCCGACAUCAUUUCCUUUGCACACAAGUUCUCAGAGGACGGAGGGCUUGUCAGUGACGACGUGCGAGACCAACUCCUGGUGACCAUUCAGAAGACCUUCAACUACAGCAAAAGCCAGUCGCAGCAAAUCCUGCUCAUGGUGAUGGAGUGCAUGAAGAAGAGGGAGCUGAUCACAGUUUUUCGAAUGGGCUCAGAAGGACAGCAGGAUAUCGAGAUGGCCAUUCUUACUGCCUUGCUAAAAGGCACCAACGCUUCAGCGGCCGACCAGCUCAGCUUGGCUCUGGCCUGGAAUCGAGUGGACAUCGCUCGAAAUCACAUCUUUGUCUACGGACAUAAUUUACCUCCCGCAGGCGCCAUCACCCACACCACCACCAUGGUGGCUCACGCCCAGGAGAAGCAGAAGAGUCCUGCUUGUGCCCCUCGCAACAAGAACCGAGCCAAGAAGGGGAAGGGCAAAGGGAAGGCGAAGCCUGAACCUCCAGAGGAAACUGAUCCAAGGAAACUGGAGAUGAUUCGUUGGGUCAACUCCCUGGAACAAGGCAUGAUGGACGCUCUGGUGCUGGACAGAGUGGACUUUGUCAAGCUGCUACUGGAGAAUGGCGUCAAUAUUCACCACUUUCUCACCAUUCCUAGACUGGAGGAGUUGUACAACACGAAACUUGGCCCUGCUAACACUCUGCAUGCUGUAGUCAGAGAUGUCAAAAAGGGCAACCUCCCCCCAGACUACCAGAUCACCCUGAUUGACAUCGGCCUGGUGCUGGAGUACCUGAUGGGCGGAGCUUACAGGAGCAAUUACACCAGGAAGGCUUUCCGCAACCUCUACAAUAACUUGUACGGACUUAAAAGGCCCAAAGCUCUGAAGCUGCUCGGCAUGGAGGACGACGAACCUCGGACCAAAGGCAAGAAGAAGGCUAAGAAGAAGAAGGAGGAAGAGGUGGAGAUCGACGUGGACGACCCGGAGGUGUGUCGCUUCAAAUACCCCUUUCACGAGCUGAUGCUGUGGGCCGUGCUGAUGAAGCGCCAGAAGAUGUCGCUUUUCCUCUGGCAACGUGGCGAGGAGGCCAUGGCCAAGGCCCUGGUGGCCUGCAAGUUGUUCAAAGCCAUGGCCCACGAGUGCUCCGAGAGCGAGCUGGUGGACGACAUCUCCCAAGACCUGGAGAACAACUCCAAAGAGUUCGGUCAGCUGGCCUACGAGCUGCUGGACCAGUCGUACAAGCACGACGAGCAGGUGGCCAUGAAGCUGCUGACCUACGAGCUGGUCAACUGGAGCAACUCCACCUGUCUGAAGCUGGCCGUGGCCGCCAAGCAGCGAGACUUCAUCGCCCACACGUGCAGCCAGAUGUUGCUCACCGACAUGUGGAUGGGCUGCUUACGGAUCGGCAAGAACCCAGGCCUCAAGGUCAUUUUGGGAAUCAUUUUUCCUCCACUGAUUCUGCUGCUGGAUUUCCGCAUUGGAGAUGAUGCGUCCUACAUUGCACCUGCAGGCAAAGAGGAGGGAAAAGACAAAGACGACGACAACAAAUCUAGCAAGGACCCAAAUGAUGCAACUUCCCGCAAAGGCGACGAAGAGGAAGGCAGCGCCAAUGUCCGCAAAAUCCCCAUCGGCAAAAGGUUCUUUGAGUUUUAUGACGCCCCCUUCACCAAGUUCUGGUUCAACACUAUCUCCUACCUGGGCUACCUGAUGUUGUACAACUACAUCAUCCUGGUCAAGAUGGAGCGAUGGCCGUCCGUACAAGAGUGGACCGUCAUCUCUUACAUCCUCACCCUCGGCACUGAAAAAGUCCGACAGAUCCUGAUGUCCGAGCCCGGCAAGCUGAAGCAGAAGAUCAGCGUGUGGAUGGAGGAGUACUGGAACAUCACAGACAUGGUGGCCAUCGCCACCUUCCUCAUGGGCCUCAUGCUGAGGCUGCAGCACGAGCCCUACAUGGGCUACGGCAGAGUCAUCUACUGCAUCGACAUCAUCUUCUGGUACAUCCGCGUGCUGGACAUCUUUGGAGUCAACAAGUACCUGGGGCCUUACGUGAUGAUGAUAGGAAAGAUGAUGAUCGACAUGAUGUACUUUGUGGUCAUCAUGCUGGUGGUGCUGAUGAGCUUCGGGGUGGCCCGCCAAGCCAUCCUUCACCCCGAUGAGGAGCCAACAUGGCGCCUGGCCAGAAACAUCUUCUACAUGCCCUACUGGAUGAUCUAUGGAGAGGUUUUUGCGGACUCUAUAGACCUCUACGCCAUGGAAAUAAACCCUCCAUGUGGAGAACAUUUAUACGACGAAGACGGAAAGAAGCUGCCUCCGUGUAUCCCCGGCGCCUGGCUCACGCCCGCCAUCAUGGCCUGUUACCUGCUGGUGGCCAACAUCCUCCUGGUCAACCUGCUCAUCGCCGUCUUCAACAACACCUUCUUCGAGGUCAAGUCCAUCUCCAACCAGGUGUGGAAGUUUCAGCGGUACCAGCUGAUCAUGACCUUCCACGACCGCCCCAUCCUGCCGCCGCCGCUCAUCAUCUUCAGCCACCUCUACAUCCUCUUCAGCAGGCUCUUCCGGCGCUGCGCCCGCAAGAAGCAAGACGGGGAGCUGGACGAGAAGGACCGCGGUCUCAAGCUUCGACUGAAUCCCGAGGAGCUAAAGAACCUCUACGAGUUUGAAGAACAGUGUGUGGAGGAAUACUUCCGGGAAAAAGAGGACGAGCAACAGUCCUCCAGUGACGAACGCAUCAAGGUGACGUCAGAAAGAGUGGAGAACAUGUCCAUGCGUCUGGAGGAGGUGAACGAGAGGGAGAACACCAUGAAGGCCUCCCUGCAGACGGUGGAUCUGCGCCUGGCCCAGCUGGAGGAGAUCCACGGUCGAAUGGCGGUGGCCUUGGAAAAACUGGCCGGAGUGGACCGCCUGGAGCUGACCAGGACUUACUCUCGCAACUCUUCAGUGUGCGACCCUUCCUCUCUGGUCCGCCAAGGGAGCAUCAACAGCGCCGACGGUUACAGCCUCUACCGCUUCCACAUGGACAUGGAGGAGUUCGCCUCCAAGCAGAAGGACGCCGAGGAGCCGGCGAAGAACGUCCUGGAACGACAGAAGAGUCUUCGCCAAGCCUCCAGCACCUGCGCUCUCAACGCCAAGGAGGGCGCCCAGACUUUAGAAGUGGGAAGCUUGAGUAGAACACGACCUGGUUCUUGCGUGGACAUCCUUAUAUCUCCGUGUGAAGCCAAGCCGGUGUCCAGCCACGACACUUCAACCAACAAGGACGUCCGAGGAAGCUCGUUGGACAUAAUCGCCGACAAGAACCGACUGAAACCUUCCUCGCCCCCAAAAAGGACUAAAUCCCUGAGACACUAUCCAGUCGAGGACCAGUCCACCUCUCCUUUGACGAAGAAGCGCAGCAUGAGUAUCAUUGUCAUCAGCCCUCCUGAUGAACCAGAGGAACCACCUGAGGCCAGCAAAAAACUCCUUCCUGAGAGCUCCGCCUCUCCAAAAAGGACAAAAUCUUUGAGACACGCCCCGGUCCAGACGUCCCCUCUCACCAAGAAGAGGACCAUGAGCAGCAUCGUCUACGCUCCAGCUGAGGCGGACGACGACAUUCUCCACGCUCAAGACUACACGUCCCUGGUGGAGCAGGUGGCCAAGACGCCAAACCAGUGGCCGGCCAACCUGGAGUACAAAGUCCACGCUGACGGUGUGGGUCACGCCCCCAAAGUGUCCACGGUCAGGACCGCCAUCCAACAGUUCCACGCUUCCACAGACGGUGCAGAACUCACUAAGAGCCAGGACGGCGAGGGCGGUCCACUUGGGGGGGAGCUCGCGGAAGAACAGACAAAGACGAAGGUGAGGAGAAACGUGUCGGACGGCGCUCGGUACCUGGCGGUGGAAGGGGACCGGUACCCGCCGACGCACAGGUCGCAGAGUUGCAACGCCACAGACAGGAAGGCGAGGAGCAGGAGAGCCUCCGGCAGCGAGAGAGACCUGGUGGACGCCUGCAAGAUGGAGGACAGCACAGCUGAGGAGAAAUGAGAGAGAAACCACCACAAUGGACGUCAUCUGGACCUCCACAGGUCACAGUCCAUAUAGUUACCUCCACUUACAGGAUCGUUCCCAUCACCUUGUGGUACCACACCGCUCCACUUAAGCCAGGGGUCGGCAACCCAGAACGUUGAAAGAGCCAUAUUGGAGCAAAAAUACCCCAAAAAAAAUCUGUCUGGAGCCGCAAAAAAUUUAAAAAGACAACAUAUGAUAUAAGUGUCUAUAUUAGAUAUAGAAGAUGUCAGGUUCAAACACUGAUGACAUCUAUUAAACAGACAAAGAAGCAAGGAAUCAAACAGACACAGAAUUAAAUUUGGCUCAAUUGAGGAGAAACGUCUGGGCUGUACUCUUGUACCGCUCUGACGAAAGAUUAUACGCCUCCUCUUUGAUUUGGACUUUCCGUGAAUACAUGGCAACAGCUGUUUCUAAAGGGACGGGGGUCGUAAACAGCCGCCGCCUUUGGUUACAAAACAGUUCAAAGAAAAGGUCGUAAACAGCCAUUGCCCUCGGUCACAAAACAGUUCAAAGAAAAUGUCGCCUGGAGGAGGGUCAGGCCCUGCCUCCUCUCCGCUUUGUAGAUCUCGGGCUAAGACAAAAUCUUCCUGUGGAUUACAAUACAUCAAAGAAACCAAGGCCUUCAUGUCGCUUCCCAUCCUACACAGUGGAGUUUUACAAGCCUUCUGAUUGGUAGGAUCAAAGACAGCUUUUGUCUGCUCGCCGGGCGAGCUGAACUCAAUGUAACACAAAGUUUUGUGAUAACUUAGAUACAAUUAGUCUGACGUUAGCCUACUAUCAAAAUGACUAUGUGUCGCAGGCUGACACAAACCUUCGUUGACAGAAAUGUUGAAAUUUUACAUUUAUUCUACACGUUUUUACAACAUUGGAAAACAUUAGUAAAACGGAGGCUUUUCAGAAGGUGAGAUAACUCCUUUAAAUGACUGCCUUUUAAUGGCCAAAGGUAUAGAUGUGUGUGUCCAGAUUAAAGUAAACGAUAGGCCGUCUUCUUCUAAUGGAUUUAUUACAAUCUAUGCAAACUGGGUAAUGUUUGCUGUGGUCUGGAACAACAUGGCACACAAACCACUAUCAGAAAUGCAGGCAAUAUUACAUACAGAUAAUGUGUCAUGAGACAUGCAGAUAUAAAUGAAAUACACAGAGGACAUAAGUAAAUGAUGCAAUAUGUACAUACAGCUAGCCUAAAUAGCAUGUUAGCAUCAAGUAGCCUGCAGUCAUGCACUGACAAGUCAAUGACAUCAACAAAGUGUGCAUUCACGCACGGCAUAAAAGGUUUGGUGGACAAAAUGAGACAAAGAAUGAGUGGCAUAAAACACGUCUUUCUCUGGCGUCGUUGAAGAAAGUUGUAUAUGUAAACAAACUACGAUGUGUUCAAGGACCGCCAAAAUUAGUAGGACAAAACGGCGCUCGCCAAAUAGUCUCAUCAGAGAAUCAUGUUUAAUAUAAACAUGAUUCUCUGGUGGGAUUUCUAAUAAUUAGAGAGGUUUGUGUCAUGUUGUCUUCCUACAGAAACCAUAUUAAAACUAAAAUAUAUUCCCCCCCCCAAUCUUUUUCUAUUUUCACACAUUUUUGAAAAAGCUCCAGGGAGCCACUAGGGUGGCGCUAAAGAGCCGCAGGUUGCAGACUUAAACCCAGCAGGAACAAUAUCUGAUGAAAGAGUGUGACGUUAAAAUAAUGUGGAAGGUCGCAGAAAGUAAGAGAUGAUACUAUGAGAAGUCAGAAUGUUAGGAGAAUAAAGUUGUCAUGAGAGAAAACGUGGUAAUAUCCACCAAAAAGAUUGAAUAUCAACUAAAAAAGUCUUCAUGAUACGACAACAAAGUCCUCGUUACCACAAAUUAGUCGUAUUGUUGCCACAGUCAAGUUGAAAUGUGUCAGAAUAACACCUUUUUUCACAUAAUAUUCUAACUUUUUAAACUUUAUUCUGGUAACAUUACCACUUUUUCUACAUUAUGACUUAACUCUCAUAACAUUACGAUCUUUUAUCUCAUUACGACUGUAUUCUCAAAACUUUACAACUUUUUUUCAUCAUGAUUUAUUACUCUGAACAAGAAGGCUUUUUCUUCAUUAUGACUCAACUCUCAGAACAUUACGGUUUU